AUGACGGAACAGGACUCUGUGAAUGUGUCAGAAAACGCUCCAAAUCCGGAAGCAGUAAAAGUUAAUGAAGGCGAAAAUUCGCUUGAAGUACCGGCUACUAACCUUCAGCGGCCUGUGUCGGUGCAGGGCGUGAUGGAGCACGCUUUGCAGCACCGCGAGCGAGUAGGCGUCCAGGACUUUGUGCUCCUGGAGGAUUACAGGUCCGAGGCGGCCUUCAUCGACAACCUGCGCAAGAGGUUCAGCGAGAACAUCAUCUACACGUACAUCGGCAACGUGCUCAUCUCCGUCAACCCUUACAAGAAUCUGCCCAUCUACACGGAGGAGAAGGCCAGGCUUUACUACAAGAAGGCCUUCUUCGAAGCACCGCCCCAUGUUUUUGCAAUUGCUGACAACGCUUACCGCUCUCUAGUGUAUGAGCAUCGAGAACAAUGCAUCCUGAUAUCAGGCGAGUCCGGUUCGGGAAAAACCGAGGCCUCCAAGAAAGUCCUAGAGUACAUCGCGGCCAGGACGAACCACCUACGCAACGUGGAGACGGUCAAAGACAAACUGCUGCAGAGCAAUCCGCUCUUGGAGGCGUUCGGGAACGCGAAGACCCACCGCAACGACAACUCCAGCCGCUUCGGGAAGUACAUGGACAUCCAGUUCAACUACGAAGGCGCCCCCGAAGGCGGUCACAUACUGAACUACCUGCUGGAGAAGUCCAGGGUGGUCAGCCAGAUGGCGGGCGAGAGGAACUUCCACAUCUUCUACCAGCUGCUCGCCGGCGCCGAUCAGGAGCUGCUUAAGCACUUGAAGCUGCAAGGCCGUCCCGAGGCUUACAAAUACACGACUGAUAUGCACACGAGCAUAAGCCAGAAGACGAGCGACGCGGACCAGUUCCGAGUCGUGCGGGAGGCGAUGCAGGUGAUAGAGAUUGGUGAUAGCGAGCAGGGGGAGAUGUUCGAGAUCGUAGCCAGCGUGCUGCACCUGGGCAACGUCAAGUUCGUGAGGAACGACAAGGGAUACGCCGAGAUUCUGAGCCACGACGCUAACAGCGGCCACGUGGAAGACCUGCUGAAGGUGGAUCCCUUGAGGCUGCGCGAGGUGCUGACCAGCCGCACCAUAGACGCGCGCGGCGACGUGGUGAACACGCCACUGGACCUGGAACAGGCGCAGUACGCGCGCGACGCCCUCUCCAAGGCGGUGUACGACAAGCACUUCAGCUGGCUGGUCUCCAGGCUCAACUCCUCGCUGGCGCCAAAGGAGAGGGACGCCCGCGCGUCGGUCAUCGGCAUCCUCGACAUCUACGGCUUCGAGAUAUUCCCAAAGAACAGCUUCGAGCAGUUCUGCAUCAAUUUCUGCAACGAGAAGCUGCAGCAGCUGUUCAUCCAGCUGACGCUGCGUCAGGAGCAGGAGGAGUACCUCCGCGAGGGCAUCGAGUGGGAGCCCGUGGACUACUUCAACAACAUCGUCAUCUGCGACCUUAUCGAAGCCCGCCAUAAGGGCAUUAUCUCGAUCCUGGACGAUGAGUGCCUUCGGCCGGGCGACGCGACCGACGCCAGCUUCCUGGAGAAGCUGACGCAGCACCUGGACGGGCACGCGCACUUCAAGUCGCACCGAAAACUCGACUCGAAGACGCAAAAGCUAAUGGGGAGGGAUGAGUUCUGCCUGGUGCACUACGCGGGUGAGGUGACCUACAACGUGAACACUUUCCUGGAGAAGAACAACGACCUCCUGUUCCGGGAUAUCCAGGCGCUGAUGGCGGGCAGUGGGAACAAAAUCGUCGGCCUCUGCUUCAAGGAUACUAACCUGUCGAGCAAGAAGCGGCCGGAGACUGCGGUGACGCAGUUCAAAAACUCCCUCAACGACCUCAUCAAGAUCCUGAGCAGCAAGGAGCCCUCCUACAUUCGCUGCAUCAAGCCAAACGACUACAAAAUGCCCAUGCAAUUCGACGAGAAGCUGGUCUCGCACCAGGUCAAGUACCUCGGCCUGAUGGAGAACCUGCGAGUGCGCCGCGCCGGGUUCGCGUACCGGCGCACCUACGAGGCCUUCCUCGAGCGGUAUAAAUGCCUGAGCGCGGAGACUUGGCCUCGCUGGGGCGGGGACCCCCGCGAAGGUGUGCAACGCCUAGUCGCAGCGCUACAGUACGAGAGGGAGGACUACAGGAUGGGCAACACGAAGAUCUUCAUACGCUUCCCGAAGACGCUGUUCGACACGGAGGACGCGUUCCAGAUAAAGAAGAACGACAUAGCGACCAUCAUACAGAGCAGGUGGAGGGGCUACUGGCAGAGGAAGCAGUACCUCAAGAUGAGGCAGUCCGCGAUCAUCAUACAGAAGUGGGUGCGGCGGUUCCUGGCGCAGAGGCUCAAGGAGAGGAGGCGCAAGGCCGCCCACGUCAUCAGAGCCUUUAUCAAAGGGUUCAUAACGCGCAACGGGCCCGAGACCGUCGAGAACCGGCGCUUCCUCGGCGUGGCGAAGGUGUCGUGGCUGCGGCGGCUCGCCGGCCAGCUGCCCGCUUCACUGCUGGACGCGCGCUGGCCCGCGUGCCCGGCCACGUGCGCGCUCGCCUCGGCCGAGCUGCGCCGCCUGCACCGCGGCCAGCUGGCGCGCCGCUACCGGAUCGCGCUCUCGCCCGGCGACAAGCGCCAGUUCGAGCUCAAGACCCUCGCCGAGGCCAUAUUCAAAGGCAAGAAGAACAGCUACCCGAGCAGCGUGGGCGAGCGCUUCGUGUGGGACCGGCUGCCGGCCGAGCAGCACGCCGCUCGCGACAGCUUCGUCGCCUCGCCCGCCUGGCCCCAAGACGAGGAGCUCAUCUACUCGUGCGAGGCGGUGAAGUACGACCGGCGCGGGUACAAGGCGCGCGCCCGCACCGUGCUGCUCUCGCGGCGCGCGCUCUACGUGGCGGAGGCGGCCGGCCGCCGCGGCCUGCGCCUCAAGCACCGGCUGCCGCUCGAGCGGCUGCGGCUCGUCAUCACCACGGAGUCCGACCAGCUGGCCCUCGUCAAGGUGCCGCAGGACCUCAAGAAGGACAAGGGCGACCUGAUUAUCUCCGUGUCGCACCUGAUCGAGGCGCUGACCAUCCUCGCCGACUGCACCAAGAAGCCGGAGGUCAUUGAGAUCGUCGACACCAGGACAAUCGCGCACGACCUUGUGAACGGAAAGCAGGGGGGCACCAUCGAGGUGACCAACGGGCCGCAGCCCGCCAUACAGCGCGCGAAGAGCGGCAACCUGCUCGUGGUUGCAACUCCU
This is a messenger RNA of Iphiclides podalirius (scarce swallowtail), 3228 nucleotides long. NCBI's taxonomy places the organism in Eukaryota, Metazoa, Arthropoda, Insecta, Lepidoptera, Papilionidae. The record is from the annotation of a GenBank genome assembly.